Sugiyamaella lignohabitans is the source of this 1512-nucleotide messenger RNA. It is a transcript of the gene CMR1, whose product is annotated as Cmr1p. The record is from RefSeq and is a predicted model, not a curated record. The coding region runs from base 1 to 1512 and encodes 503 amino acids. The transcript has a single exon. Lineage: Eukaryota; Fungi; Ascomycota; Dipodascomycetes; Dipodascales; Trichomonascaceae. Gene Ontology annotation, biological process: regulation of DNA damage checkpoint. Gene Ontology annotation, cellular component: nucleus. Gene Ontology annotation, molecular function: protein binding; DNA binding.
AUGUUUUCGGACGUGCGACAGAAGUCGGCGAAGACCGCCAGAAGCAGCAGCAACAGCAGCAGCAGGACCAGAAGGGCUCCUCGAGUUAAACAGGAGGUGGAUCUGGGGCCACGACGAAAGUCUCGGCGUUUGGAAGGCAAAAAAGCCGAGUUCGAUAUCGAACGAGAGACGGCCGAAAGAUUGCUGGUUAUCGAGAAACAGGCUGCUCAGGAAGACAAGGCUCGAAAAGAGGGCGAACUCAAACUGGCUGAUGUGAUCAAGAAUGGCGAGUGGGACCAGGCUCUGGGACUGCUUUCGUCUUUGGGAAAAGUGUCUCAGGGUGAUUAUUUCGAGAAGAUCAAGAAAGAAGAAGAACAAGAAGAAAAUGAUGGUGGUACACGAGACAGCGACAAUAGCGGUUUAAGUUCAGGUAAAAAGAAAGAAUUGGUAUCUGCUCGCAAAGAACUGUCGAACCUGUCUCUUCAUACGAAAAUCAGUCCAAAUGAUAUCAAAGUCACGUCGGAACGGAUAUUCAGUGUGGCAUUCCAUCCCUCAGAAACCAAGAGAAUUGUUCUUGCGGGUGAUAAAAUGGGCGAGUUGGGUUUAUGGGAUAUCGAUUCUACCAAUAAAAUCAAAGAUGAAGGUGAUUAUGAAUAUGAAACACCCAAUAUUCUAUCGUUUAAGGUACACACACGGGCCAUUGCCACGAUUCUGAUGCCUCAAUUUGCACCGGACAAGGCAUAUACAGCAUCAUAUGACGGAUCAGUACGAUGUUUAGACCUGGGCUCAGGAACUUCUACAGAAGCAUUUGUAUAUGAUAGUGAUCCCAGAAACCCGGUAGGAGUGAGCGACUGUGCAAUGCCAGAUGCCAACACGCUAUAUUAUACGACAUUAGAAGGAGAGUUUGGGAUUCAUGAUCUUCGAGAGAACCAACGCAAACCUAAAUCACAGUUGUUGAGAUUACAUGAUAAGAAAAUUGGUGGGUUCUCGUUUAAUCCGAAUGCUAUUCAUCAAAUAGCCACUGGAUCGUUAGACAGGACGUUAAAAGUAUGGGAUCUUCGAGCCACGUCCGUAAUUGCCGAGUCCGAGGAUAAUGAAAAGGCACCUCACAUGUAUGGCGAGUAUCAGAGCCGACUGAGUAUCAGUGCGACCGACUGGAAUUCAGCAGGACAGAUUGUGUGUAACGGGUACGACGAUACCAUUAACGUGUUUGAUCUUUCAACGAGCAAGUCAUGGACCAAGUCCGAAACUCACGACAUUGUGCCCUCAGUUCGACUCAAACACAACUGUCAAACCGGACGCUGGGUGUCGAUUCUGAAAUCCCGCUGGCAACCACGACCUGCCGACUCUGUCCAGAAAUUCGUCAUCGCCAACAUGAAACGGUACCUCGACAUUUACUCUGCCGACGGCCAGCAACUGGCCCAUCUCGGCCACGAACUCAUGUCCGCCGUCCCCGCCGUCGUCCAGUUCCACCCCUCCCAAAACUGGCUCGUCGGCGGCUCCGCCAGCGGCAAACUGUACUUAUGGGAAUGA